CUACAGCGCAACGAGGGGCGGUGUUGUGACGUCACGUCACCGGCUGCGGAGUGCGGUCACCGUAGCGAGACCGACAGCGCCGAACCCUGGGGAGAGAAGGGCGGUUGCUGUGGUGACGUAACCAAGUGAUGGAGCAGGAGCCGACUCGCGAGACCCCCGACCUGCUGUCGGCCGCGCACGCGCAAUUCCGGGAGCAGCGAUUUGGUGCUGCCGAGGAGCUGUACAGCCGCUUCAUCGCGCAGUGCGAAUGCUCCUCUGCCGGCCCCGCCCCCGCCAGGAAAUGCCUCACCUGUGAUCUCGCCACUGCAUUCAACAACAGGGGACAAAUUAAGUACAUGCGAGUUGACUUUUAUGAAGCAAUGGAUGACUACACAUCAGCCAUACAAACCCAACCUGAUUUUGAAGUCCCAUAUUAUAACAGAGGAUUAAUACUGUACAGGCUAGGAUACUAUGAUGAGGCUUUGAAAGAUUUCAAGAAAGUUUUAGCAUUAAACCCUGAGUUUGAAGAUGCUUCCUUGAGUCUAAAACAGACUAUUCUUGACAAAGAAGAAAAACAGAGGAGGACAUAUUAAAAAGCCCACUAGCUCCAUAAAAAUGUUUUCUUGAACACUUAGUUGACUUGAGAUUUUAGUCUUUGAUGAAUAAAACACAAGUUUGUUUACAUUUAACUUAUCUUGCUCUGGGGAAAAGAAAUUUUCUUAGUUUUAGAUAAAUAAUCAAAGUAGGUAUGUACUAUAAUUGCCAAGUAAACUAUAGUUUUUGAGCAGCUCUGUAAUUGCAGUGUUGAACAAAAGCACAAUGUUAAACCUGUCUAUGAUGCUAGUCAUUCUGUGUUGAAAUAUUUUAUAAUAUAUACAAAGCUGGUGGAAGUUCAGUAACUACUACUAAAGUCUGAUUGUUAAAGAAAUGUUUAUAUGUACUCUUGCACAGAUUUAUUUAAUAAGUCUUUAGUGGAGGAAAUAGACAAAUUAUAGCAAGUUUCAAUACUUGAAAUUAGGUGUUUAGUUGAAAUAAUUUCAUUAACAUUGUUAAAACGGUUUUACAGUAUGUUAGUUAGUUGGAAUAUAACAUCUGCCUAUUGAUUUCCAAUAUGUCCAUCACAAAGAUAGUGGGCUAUGGAGGGAGUUAAGAUAAAGUUUAUAUUUUAUUGUAAAUAUUGAGUGGAUACUAAAUAGAUAUAUUGUUUUGAUUUCUGUAUUAUCUGCAGAAAACCACAACGAUUGUAAUUGUUUGAGUUGUUGUUCAUAGCAAUUUUCCUUUUGGCUUUUUUUUCUGUUUUAUUGAAGAAAUACAAUGAAUUUAUUACAUAAAACCCAGUGUGAUCUAACUAGCCAGAAGGAUAAGUGCAAGCUGGUUCAUCUUUUAUUUCAGAUUAGACUAGAGAAGCAGCAGCUCAAGUCAAGAACACUGGGUCUAUUAUGCCAUUGUGUUGUGCACAGGAAUAAAGUUCUGUUUUUUUUAAAAAAAGUUUUUAAUUGCAAGCAUGGCAUCAACUUUAAAUGUAUUCUGAAUAAAUAAGACCACUUUAAAGUUC
Molecule: messenger RNA, 1534 nt
Organism: Gopherus evgoodei (Goodes thornscrub tortoise)
Lineage: Eukaryota; Metazoa; Chordata; Testudines; Testudinidae
Gene: TTC32
Product: tetratricopeptide repeat domain 32
Exons: 3
Coding region: 129-572 (147 amino acids)
Molecular function (GO): protein binding
Source: RefSeq, a predicted model, not a curated record